Messenger RNA from Seminavis robusta, 684 nucleotides. NCBI's taxonomy places the organism in Eukaryota, Bacillariophyta, Bacillariophyceae, Naviculales, Naviculaceae. The record is from the annotation of a GenBank genome assembly.
AUGAAGAUCGCCAUUGCCUCCACCGCUUUCCUUGGACUUGCCUCCGCCUUUGCUCCUUCCGCAACAGUUGUUCGGCAAUCAACCCAACUGUACUCUGGAAAGGAUGAAGGUGAAAUGUCAAAGGCCCUGCCAUUUGUUCCCCGACCAAAAAUGCUCGAUGGAACUCUGGCCGGAGAUGUUGGAUUCGACCCAUUCAACUUCGCUGGAGAAGAUAUGUCCAACCUUUUGUGGAUGCGAGAGGCCGAGGUGAAGCACUCUCGUCUGGCAAUGCUUGCCGUGGUUGGCUGGCCCCUUGCUGAGCUCUGGGACAAGUCCAUUGCCGAUGCUGCGGGUUUGCCAUCUCUCUUGACCACAUCUGGUGCAUCACCAUCUCUUCUCAAUGGAGGUUUGGCCAAGAUUGAUCCCGUUUACUGGUUUGCCGUGGCACUCCUUGCUGGUAUUGUGGAGUUGUCGAAUGCCGAUGUUAAGGAAGCUGCGGGAGCCGACUACGCUCCUGGUGACUGUGGCUUUGACCCACUUGGACUCUUCCCUGCUGACAAAGAAGGUCAAAAGCAAAUGCAAACCAAGGAAUUGAAGCACGGUCGCAUUGCCAUGAUGGCUGUCUUGGGAUUUGUUGCCCAGGAAGCACUCUACCGAACCCCAGUGGUCAACGAGACCCCUUUCUUUUUCCACCCCUUGUUUUAA